GUGAGUUGUCAAUUGUCAUAUGCACAGGAUAAAAAUUGAAGUAUUUUGCGUUUUACGUGCAUUUUACAUAAAUUUGCAAAGGUAUCUUACAUAUUUUUGCACAAAUAAACUCACGCAUCGAAUGUGGCCCAAAAGAUCAAUAGUACAAUAAAAAUAAAGUUUAAAAUCCUUAUAUUUCCUUUUCAUUUAUUGGAAAUGGCUAGUGUUAAUCACAUCGAUAGAGAAUUGGAUUUGUCUAACACAGGCAGAGGCGUAUGGCUUGUGAAGGUACCCAAGUACAUUGCUAAUAAAUGGGAGAAAGCCCCAGGGGACAUAGCAGUAGGUAAAUUGAAGAUAUCUCGGGUGCCUGGCCAGCGUGCUCAGGUGCAGUUAUCGUUGCCCGAAGCAGUGCUGUGUUUAAAAGAGAAAGGUGAACAGAGUAUACCAAAGGAACAUAGGCUGAACGUUUCAAAUGUGACGAGGCAGUCUUUGGGAGUGUUCUCUCAUGUUGUUCCAUCUGAUUCCACCGCAAUAGUACCUGAAUCUGAAAAACUUUAUAUGGAAGGUAGGAUUGUUCAGAAAUUAGAAUGCAGGCCUUAUGAUGACACCACAUAUUACAAACUAAAGUUUGAAUCUAUUAAAAAGGCAUCCACACCACAACGACAAGUCCAGCAACUGGACAGAAUAGUGCAGAACUUCAAACCUGUUUCUGAUCAUCGGCAUAAUAUUGAAUAUCAAGAAAGGAAGAAGGCUGAAGGAAAGAAAGCUCGUGAUGACAAAGAUGCUGUGCUCAAUAUGUUGUUUGCUGCAUUUGAGAAACAUCAAUAUUAUAACAUUAAGGAUUUGCAAAAGAUCACAAGGCAACCAAUUGUUUAUUUGAAAGGGAUUUUGAAAGAAGUAUGCAAUUAUAAUAUAAAGAAUCCACAUAAGAAUAUGUGGGAGUUGAAGCCAGAGUACAGACAUUAUAAACAAGAUGUUCCUGUUGAGACCAAGGAGGACAAAAAGGGCUCUGAUAGUGACUGAUUAUUUAACAAUAUUAAUAUUUAUUUUGACAGUAAGGAAACUUGAAUAAAGCCUAUGUUGAUUACUACAUU
This is a messenger RNA of Manduca sexta (tobacco hornworm), 1073 nucleotides long. RefSeq names its product general transcription factor IIF subunit 2 (gene TfIIFbeta). NCBI's taxonomy places the organism in Eukaryota, Metazoa, Arthropoda, Insecta, Lepidoptera, Sphingidae. The coding region runs from base 196 to 1002 and encodes 268 amino acids. Gene Ontology annotation, cellular component: transcription factor TFIIF complex. The transcript is spliced from 4 exons. Gene Ontology annotation, biological process: transcription initiation at RNA polymerase II promoter; transcription by RNA polymerase II. The record is from RefSeq and is a predicted model, not a curated record.